This is a messenger RNA of Lethenteron reissneri (Far Eastern brook lamprey), 6690 nucleotides long. RefSeq names its product AT-rich interaction domain 5B (gene ARID5B). Gene Ontology annotation, molecular function: transcription cis-regulatory region binding. Lineage: Eukaryota; Metazoa; Chordata; Hyperoartia; Petromyzontiformes; Petromyzontidae. Gene Ontology annotation, cellular component: nucleus. Gene Ontology annotation, biological process: regulation of transcription by RNA polymerase II. The record is from RefSeq and is a predicted model, not a curated record.
CGCCACAGUCCCCGCCUACAGGCGGCCACUGGGAAUGUAGCAGCGCGGCUCCACUAAAUACAUCGACAGCAGUGCGCCUUGAUGGAGGAGUCGGAUUCAAUCAAGUGGGGGGGCGCCCCGAGCACGCCUCGCGACGGCCGCGUCUAUUACCAGGCGGUGCGCGUCAACUCGAUGCCCGAGCGCUCGCUGAGCGUGGGCCACUUCUACGCGGUGCGCUGGGACGCCACGGGCCCCGUCUGCCUGGCCCAGCUGCUGCUGCUGUGGAGGCCAGCGGAGGCCCAUGGUAGAGGCCCCGCAGGAGAGGCUGGCGAGGCCGUCGCCAGUGCCCGCCUCUACUUCCUGCCCGAAGACACGCCACAGGGCCGCAACAGCCAGCACGGCCAGGAUGAGCUUAUAGCGGCCGAGGAGGACGUGGCGCUCGGCCUGCUGGAGCUCGUGCGGUGGGUGUCCUACGCCGAGCCCAGCGGCUGGACGCGCGGGCUGGUGGCGCCCGGCGCCGGCGUCCCCCACCCCACGCCGACAUCGCCACCACCGCCGACGUCGCCGCCGACUUCGCCGACUUCGCCGACUUCGCCGACGUCGCCGCCGCGAGACUCGGACCCGCUGGGCAACGCGGCGUCCCAGCGCGCCAAGCGGGGCCGCUCGGGCACGCGGGAGCAGCCUCCCCGCGACGCCGUCGGCACGCGCAGCCAGAGCGCCGCCACCGCCCAGAACGCCGCCACCGCCCAGAGCGCCGUCACCACCACCCAGAGCGCCGCCACCGCCCAGAGCGCCUCCACCGCGGCCGGCGAGACGCAGGAUGCCGUCAAGGACUGCGACUGCGCGGAGCCGCCAGCAGCCCCUACUGCGGCGGUAGCGGCGGCGGAGCAGGCGGCUCCCGACGUGGUGGUGCUGAGCUAUCCGCGCUACUGCCGCUACCGCGCGCUGCUGGGACGGCUGGCGGGCGAAACGACGACGGCGCCGGUGGCGGCGGCGCCGGCAGCCGCCGCGUGGGCGACGCACCCCACGCUGCGUGCGCUCGCCGGCGGGGUGGCCCUCCCCAAGCCAGGCUCGCGGGUCCUCUUCUGCCGACAGACCUUCAACCACUCGAGCCUGGCACGCAUCCCCACCGCCGCCAGCGCCGUGCUGCUCCAGCCCGGGCUGACGCUGGGGCGCACGCGCAGGAGAGGGAUUCGCAGCACGCUGCCGUGCAUCAAAGCCAUCACCACCUCAUCCUCCUCUUCGUCCUCCUCCUCGUCUUCCUCCUCCGUCGGCUCUACCUCCAGCACCACUGCUGCCGCCAUAACUUCCGCCCAGUCCGAGGGCCGGACUGAGGCGACCUCUCGGGGAGAGGGCUCACUGGAGAACAAGGCCACGUCAGCUGCCAUGGAGCCUCUGGUUAAGGACCCCCAGUCGAACGUGGCCGCCGCUAACGCCAAGCCCACGGCCGUGGCCAAGGCCUCGCCAGUGGACGCGGUGGUGGCGGCGGCGCGGCACAGAGACGGCGCGGCGGAGAGCGGCACGGGACAGGACGGCGACAGCGAGAAGGCAUUCCUGGACGCCAUCUACAAGUUCAUGCGCGAGCGCGGAACGCCCAUCGAACGCCUGCCGCACCUGGGCUUCAAGCAGAUUAACCUUUGGAUUAUGUUCAAGACAACACAACAGCUUGGAGGAUAUGAUUCUGUGACCACCCAACGGCUGUGGAAGGUGGUCUACGACGAGCUGGGGGGCGACUCGGGGAGCACCAGCGCCGCCACCUGCACCCGCCGCCACUACGAGAGGUUGAUCCUGCCGUACGAGCGCUACGUGCGGGGGGAGGAGGACCGGCCGCCGCCUCCGCCGCGGCCCCGCAAGCGGCACGGCACGGGCAAAGAGGGCGACGCCGCCGACGGCAGCGCGGCGCUCAGGUCGGGGGGGGACGACGACGACGGCGGCGGCAAGGGGGGCUAUGGCCAAGAAAAGAGAUGCAAAAAGGACUCUGCCCAAGGCAACGGCAAGAAGCUGUUGUCCAGCAAAGGGCGACUCAAGCCUGAGGAUCCACAAAAGCCCGAGCUCAUGGCCACUGCCAAGAACGGGAACCUGAAGCUGAGGACCGUGCUGUCUGUCAUCCCCACCACGCAGGCGCCUCCGUCCCAGCUCCAGAAGAACGCGCCCAUCGCCAUCGAGCUCAAGCCGCUCCUGGACCCCGAGCUGGGCCACAUCACGCUCAUCAACUGCCAGCUCAAAGACUCGAUGCCGGCUCAGCAGAAGAGCUACCUGGACUACAUGAGCAAGCAGAUGUCGGAGCCCGCCUACCGCCACUUCCUCGAGCUCUCCAAGGCCAACAACGGGGUGUCCCGCCCGGCCAGCGCGGACGAGGCGCGAUCGUCCACGGUCCGCGUGCCGCUGGCCCUGAUGGGCACCCGCCACGACGGGGUGUUUUUGCUCAACCGCCCCCCCGCCGGACUCGGCGCGGCGGCGGAAGGCAGAGCCGUUUCGAACGCCGACGAGAAUCCGCUGGACCUGAGCGUCAAGAAGACGGAUGCGACGAGGGUGAUGGCGGUGGCCGCGGUGGUGGCGGUGGUCGGGGGGGGUUCCCCAGCGGUGCCCGUGUGUCUCAAGAAAACGCCCGACGUCAGCCCCGCCCGCUGCCAGGGUUCGGAAACCCAACGUGCUCGGGAAAAACAGGGGUGCUCGGGAUCUCCACCGUCGCCUCUGGAACACAAAGCGGAGGCCGUGCAGCCUUCGUGCCCCUCUCUUGAGACCCCGAGCACAUCAAAAGAAGGGGGUGCGACGGCGAGACGAUGUUCCAUGCCUACGGGGUUCCCAGCCAGGCUGGCAAACUUUCACACCGUCAACGGGCUCUUGAAGCCGUCACAGUGGAUGGAGACACCGAGGCGCCACUCGGCGCACGCCACGAGCGUGAUGGCUUUGGACCUGAGCUCAUCCAUGAGAGGAGAUGAGCAGCGGCCGGUGUGCCUGCCAAUUGAUCUCUCGCAUAACCCAGGUUCACAUGAAGCCAAUGAUGGCAAAAACUGCUUUGGCUCGUCUCUGUUGGCUCUGGAUCGUAACGGGUCAUGUGCUGCUGGUGCUAGCGGCCAGCAGGCAACCAGGGCGCGAGAGCAUAGUCGGGCUGUGGGAGACGCCGUCGUUACGUCUCUCUCGCCGCCGGUGAGCCACCACAACUUUCGCUACGGCUCGCCGAGCCCUGCACCGCAGCACAUGCAGAACCAUUAUUCCAGCCCAGGGCAGCAGAAGUGCUGGGAGAUCACAAGAUGUACAACCACAUCCUUGUUCCAGCAGCAGCAACAGCAGCAGCUUCAUGUGAAACCUGAAAAAUCUGGGGAAGGACAAAUUGGCAAUAGCACGGUCGCUCCUGCAAACAGGGUGAACAAGGUGAUACCGUACACCAAGGUGGAAGCCCGCAAGGAGCGGCACGAGGACGACGGGAAGCCCGCGGCCUCGUAUCCCGCGAGGACAGCGGAGGGCGAGCUGCCGCACAAGCAGCCGACGCGACGCCCGCCAUCCCCGCCGGCGCCGGCACCGGCGCUCGUGAGCCACGGCCACGAGGAACCGGCGUCGUGCCGUGCGCCCGAGCCUCGGGCCUUCUCCGUGACGGCCGGGGGCCAGCCGUUCCUGUCGCCGCCUCCGCUCUACCUGGCGCACCCGGAAGGGCUGAGCGCUCGCGUGCACGCCGAUCAGGGCGCGCAGUCGCGGCUGCUGCUGCACGCUCACCAGCAGCAGCACCACCAGCAGCAGCAGCAACACCAGCACCACCAGCAGCAGCAGCAGCAACAACGGCAGCAGCAGCAGGCCGCGCACUCGGUGUUUGGAGCGGGCCUGCAGGGCUACUCGUACGGAGCUCUGCCACGCAUGUCCUUCUUGCCCGUGGAGGCUUACGGUGGAAGUGGAGGCGGGGGAGGGCAGGCGGCCGUUUAUCCCUACCUCCCCGAAAGCAUCUGCGCCGCGAUGGGACUGAGAGCGACACACCCCAGGACCAACAUUUGAGCGCACGCGGUGGGGGGGAUGUGGGUGGGGGGGGUGUCCGCCCUGGCACAUGCACGCCGGUACAAAUUGUGCACUAAGUUAUUUAGAUCCUUGAACGUAUGUAUGUAUGUAGAACUUCUUUCGCGCACCGUACUUAGCCGGUCGUGCGAAGUACGGUUUUGCAGCGGCUUUUUUUUAUUGCCGUUGUUAUUCUUGUAAUAUAAUAAGUACGCUACUAAUAUGUAACAUCUCCCAAAAUGGGGGGGAAAUGUUGCGUAUUUUUUUUUACGGUAAAAGAUCUAAUCACUGUAAUUACAGUCACGCAAAUUCUGUAAUUCUAACUGGAAUCAUGAAAUGUUUCAUUUGUUUAUUUUCUUCUGGUGUGGCCUGUCUGGUGAGCGAAAAGCGACAACGUUCACCGAGGACUUCACAUCGUGCGCGGUGUCUCAGUCGCGCACAGGCAGUCAUAUCGCCAGGUUUCACAAUACUGUAGUACAGUUAUCAUGAGAACAAAACUGCUAAUUAUAAGAUGCUGGGAUUUUUUUUAAUCAAAUAAUUUGCAUAUGGUGUUGGCUUUUUACCAUUAUUAAUGUGAUAAUGACAACAACCUGUUUGAAUACAUGUAUAUUUAGUUUAUUUUAGGCAGUGUUUGUGUGUACUUUGUACUGAACGAUGAGUCGUGCGCGCAGGUAUAAUAAUGGUACACCGAUAAACGGACUUUUUAACGUAAAAUCAAUCUUCAUCCACUUUCAAGAAAAGGAAAAUAAAAACCAAUUCUUGGAAGUGGACGUGUGUAAAAAAAAAAAUUGCAACCUCGUUAUUUUCAUGCUCACAUUCAAGUGCCUACACUGUAAAACUUGCCAAGGGUGUGAAGUCCUUCAAACGAGGGCGUCCGAAACCUUGUAAAGCCGUCUUUUGUAUAAAGUUCCACACUUUGGACCUAAAUCAUCGAUUGCUGCGCCCGCUUCCAUGGCCCGGCAAUUGCGACGCCAACUGUCAGUGGCCGUGGAGGUCGCAGAGUCUUUGUUAAGGGUCCCCCCCCCCCCCCCCCCCGAUUACGGCGGUUCUUAUACCUCGUCGUCGCCCACACUAACCCCCACGCGUUGUAAUAUACUGUAAAUGAGACCGUCAGAGCAGGGAUUUUUCUGAAUGCGUGAACACUAUAGCCCCCCCUCCUGAUUCCCCCACUACAGCUCCCUUGCACAGUUGCGCGCGUUGGCACAACAGCGCGGUGGUCACGCUGCCGUAUUCCGAUUGCGCGUGGACAACCACAGCUUUAAAGUGCGACGCACACGCGUACACGUCCGCGCCGUGCGCCUGCCGUUGGUAAUUGCAUUCGUAUAAUCACUCGUUUGGCCACCUCCUGGGGUUUGUGGCACCUAUCGCUGGCUUAGCCACCAAUGUAAAACACGUUAUGGCUGUAACUGCCCAACGCAAUAGGCUGGCGCAUCAGCCGUUCACGUUUCCAGACUGCGUAAUCCGUGGAGCCCACACAAAAAUAUCCAAGAUUCGCACCUCGGUGUAAACGCAGGCGUUAUAAUCAUGAUAAUUGAGCUGCGGGGCAUAGAGCUUAGUAAGCAUUCUUGUGUCCAUAUUGUGUUCAAAAAAGACUUCCGUGAAAUGAAAAGUUAUAACUCGUCUAUCCGCGAAUAGGGCAUCAUAAAACCCUGAUGGAAUAUUUUAUUUUCUCUCUAUACAGUGUGCCGGCUACUAUUGCCAUUGAUUAACUGGCCUUGUGUUAAGUGUAUUUAUUGACUUUCUUGAAUAAAUGUACCACUAUUAAAUAUAUCUGCCGCCAAUCUUAGCUGUGUGGGUGCAAAACAGUGUUUUGGGAUUUAAAAAAAUACAACAAAAUCGCAUACAAAUAAUGAUUUUACACAUCAUUGAAUUUGCGUUAUUUUGAAGCGUGAGGAUUUAAGUUUUAGCUGGGAAGGGUGUUUUCAUAAUCCUUAAUUCUUCUGCAAUUGAUUUGUUAUUUUUAUCUUUUACACACAGUAUACUCUUCCUUAGGUCUGUGGUUUGCGUCUUAAAGUUGACCCGUAACAUGAAUUGUGGCCUACAAUGUGUGUAUUCCUUCUCAGCAUUGUUUAAAUUCUUGAAUUGUCAAAAUAAAUGCCAAAAUAAUUACUUGUAUUUACAGGAAGCAAAUGUUUACUGGUUUAACAAAUACUGAUAAAAACACGUGAUUUCAUGAACUUCUAAUUUAUAGCAGAACUUUAGCAUAAUUUUGUCUAGCUUAGUUGAGAGUCGAUAUAAAACAUAAUUAUCCUUCCAAAAUUCAAAUACUUUAUUGCUGUAUUUAUUUAAGGCUUGUUAAGCUUGACUUAAUGAAUGGUGUUUUUUAAGGUGGCUGUUUUAAGUCGGCAGACUUGUUGGUAUGCAUGCAUUUAACCGCAAAUCAUGAUAAAGAAUAUGUUGAUUCAAGCUUUGAAAUAAAGGUACAUAAUGAAAUUUCACGUGCAUGCAUACCAACGGGCCUUGCAGAGCAACAUAUAUCUGCUUAAUCGUAAUGGUUUGUGCUUAACGAAUUAUUUAUUUGUCUCAUCAAGCCACUGUGAACAUGCUCGGUUUUUUUAUUAUUAUUUUCUACACAACUGUUAUAUAAACUUACGUAGUACAUUGGACAAAACAUGUUUUCCUUAUAUGAUAAAACAGUAUGGUUGGAUUUCAUCCAGGUUUAAGCCUAUAACAUGUAUCUUAUCAAGGGCUCUGUAAUGUUGUCUCAAUAAAUAAGACAAAUGGCCA